CGCAAAAAAUACGACUUCCUAUGUGGAUUAUAAACGAGGUGGUGCCGCGGAGUCUAGUAAUAGCAGUCCGCGGUCUGAGCCAAAUGGUCAGUUGAUGGUCGCAAACAGUCGAGUUAGCGACGGUCAGUUUUGUAAUUGAACAGCCCUAUUGUGGGCUGUCAAAGGCUCAAAGCAUUCUUCACGAGAACAAAUUGAGAAGCCCAUCCCCGCAUUAAGAUGGAGUCGUUCUCUCUGAAAACAGUCGGCCUCGUGAUAGCUUCUUUUUCCAUCUUGUUCGCCUUGCAAAAGGCCAUCAGCUUGAAAAAGUUGCUCGCAGGAGUCGGAUAUCAUCCCGGAACUCGGACGCUUCUAUCCCAGAGAUCCACAAUCGCCAACCUUCUUCCCCGUCUUCCUGUCAUAAAUCCUGGGUGGAAUCAUAAGUUCAAUAACAAAUUCACGGAAUUCGAACAUUACGGGUGGGAUAUAAUUGCGAAUCUCUCAAUUCUACCCGAGGGGAUCACCGUGGAUGUCGCCAAUGCGGUAGCCAUCAAGGAAAUCACCACCUGGCGUGCACGUUUCCCGAAACCGGUAGAAGACUAUGAGGUUCUCAUGUUAUUUGGAAGUAACAUAGUUGUUACGGAAGGAGAACUGUGGAAGAAAUAUCGGAAGAUUGUUUCCCCAGCUUUCAACGACAGAAAUAAUAAGCUAGUCUGGGAGGAAACGGUCAAAAUCAUGGUGGACUUGUUUGACAGUGUAUGGCUAAAUCAGGAUGUUAUUCCUGUCAACCACAUCGUUGACCUUACCCUUCCUAUUGCAUUGUUCGUUAUCGGAGUUGCCGGAUUUGGUCGAAGAAUAUCAUGGCAAGACGACCUGAGUCUGCCACCUGGGCAUAAGAUGUCAUUCAAGGAGGCUCUAAGUGAAGUUUCCGAAGGAGUUUUUAUCAAACUGGUAUGUCCCGAACGGCUGGUGGGAUUCUGGGACAAGACGCGUAAAGUGAAAUUGGCGUUCGACGAAUUGGACCAAUAUAUGCAUGAAAUGAUCUCAGCUCGACAAAACGCAGAGAAGAAAGAAGAGCGUUAUGAUCUUUUUAGUAGUCUUAUGGAUGCGAACGACUCUCCGGGUUUCGGGCAAGCUCCGCUGACUGAGCAGGAGGUGAUAGGAAACAUAUUUAUCUUCCUGAUUGCUGGGCAUGAGACGACUGCACAUACUCUGGCAUAUACGUUAGGGCUUCUGGCAUUGUAUCAGGAAGAGCAGGAGAUCCUCUACCAGCAUAUCAAGUCGGUCAUUCCUGAUGAUCGACUUCCGACGUAUGAGGAAAUGCCUUUACUCACCCAGACAACGGCUGUUAUAUACGAAACUCUUCGAUUGUUCCCUUCGGUGAAUGGUGUCCCAAAAAAGUGUGCCGAGGACACCACGCUUGUUGCACAAAGUGCCGAGGGAGAAACUAAAGCCAUCUCUAUUCCUCGCGGAACCUCGAUUUCCAUCAACGUUAUCGGUUUGCAUUAUAACCCACGGUACUGGAAGGAUCCGUAUGAAUUCCGACCUUCGCGGUUCAGAGGAGAUUGGCCAAGAGAUGCGUUCCUUCCUUUCAGCGGAGGUGCUCGUGCAUGUAUCGGCCGAAAGUUUUCCGAAACGGAGGGAACCGUCAUACUCACCAUGUUGAUUUCAAGGUACAAAGUCUCUGUGAAGGAGGAACCUCAAUUCUCAGGGGAGACAUUUGAGGAGAAGAAAGCGCGGAUAUUUGCCAGUAAACCGGGAAUCACUAUUGCGCCCAUCCGAAUGCCCUUGGUCUUCACUCGUCGAACGUAGAGUUGCACAGGACCACUUUCGAGCUUUCGGAUCUCCUGUGUUGUAGUGCUCUUUGAAUCCCAGGAAUCUAUUCAUGAACGCUGACAGAUUGGCAUGAAUCUGUGUGUUAGCAUGUACGGUCUUCCUGAACGCUUUGUCGCGGCGUGAAUCGCUGUAAACCGCGUCGCACGCACCACACUUUCACAUCUCUCGGUCCAGUCUCC
Marasmius oreades (fairy-ring Marasmius) is the source of this 1991-nucleotide messenger RNA. RefSeq lists its product as uncharacterized. The coding region runs from base 217 to 1788 and encodes 523 amino acids. Gene Ontology annotation, molecular function: monooxygenase activity; heme binding; oxidoreductase activity, acting on paired donors, with incorporation or reduction of molecular oxygen. The record is from RefSeq and is a predicted model, not a curated record. The transcript has 17 exons. Lineage: Eukaryota; Fungi; Basidiomycota; Agaricomycetes; Agaricales; Marasmiaceae.